Exophiala aquamarina CBS 119918 is the source of this 1206-nucleotide messenger RNA. RefSeq names its product mannosyltransferase. NCBI's taxonomy places the organism in Eukaryota, Fungi, Ascomycota, Eurotiomycetes, Chaetothyriales, Herpotrichiellaceae. Gene Ontology annotation, biological process: protein O-linked glycosylation; cell wall mannoprotein biosynthetic process; protein N-linked glycosylation. Gene Ontology annotation, cellular component: membrane; Golgi apparatus. Gene Ontology annotation, molecular function: alpha-1,2-mannosyltransferase activity. The record is from RefSeq and is a predicted model, not a curated record. The transcript is spliced from 3 exons. Bases 1 to 1206 code for a protein of 401 amino acids.
AUGGCUGUUGCACGACCGGUGAGAUUUCUCGGAGUAGGAUGCGUGGUCCUCGCCUUCUUCCUCAUUUUCCAGUACUUGCGACCAACAUCCACCAUAUUGCCGCCCCAUGUCGUUGUUGGCAAUGGAGAAAAGAUUGAUUCCAUGGAGCGAGACCCGCUCUUAGAUCCUAUCGGCGAACCUGAAGGUCUGCUAUGGCGACACACAGACCACGACUAUAAACCCGACACCGUUAAUUCCGCCCGUAUCAAUGCCACCCUCCUCUCCCUCGUCCGUAACGAAGAACUUGACGACCUCCUCCCCACCAUGAAGCAACUAGAAGCUACGUGGAACCACAAAUUUAACUACCCGUGGACAUUUUUUAACGAUGUGCCUUUUACCGAUGCUUUUAAGAAGGCAACACAAGAAGUCACCAAAGCAAAAUGUGAAUACCAUCUCAUCCCCUCAGAGCACUGGGACAUGCCGUCGUGGGUUAGUCAGGAACUAUAUGAUGAAUCCGCCAGGAUCCUGAAAGAAAACAAUGUUCAAUACGCAGGCAAGGUUAGCUAUCACAAGAUGUGCCGAUGGAAUAGUGGCAUGUUCUACCGCCAUCCGGCUCUCCAGCAUAUGAAAUACUACUGGCGGGUGGAACCAAAAGUCAAGUUCUUCUGUGACGUGGACUACGACGUUUUCCGGUACAUGCAGGACCAGAACAAAACCUACGGGUUUAACAUCAAUUUAUUCGAUUCACCUGAAUCGAUCCCUUCCCUAUGGCCAGAGACGAUUAAAUUCUUGGCCGCUCACCCAGAAUACCUCCACAAGAAUAAUGCCAUGGCCUGGUUGGUGGAUAACCAGCGACGACCAGAUAACAAUAUCAAGGCGCAUGGUUAUAGUACGUGCCAUUUCUGGUCAAACUUCGAGAUAGCCGACCUGUCCUUCUGGCGUGGUCAAGCAUACGAGGACUAUUUCACGCAUCUUGAUCGAACGGGUGGAUUCUUCUAUGAACGCUGGGGUGAUGCUCCUGUUCACAGCAUUGCUCUGGGUCUAUUUGAAGAUGCGAGCAAGAUCCACUGGUUUAAAGACAUCGGAUACAACCAUAUUCCGUUCUAUAACUGCCCGAAUUCCCCAAAGUGCAAAGGGUGUGAUCCCGGGCAAUUUUAUGGCGGAGAGCCGUGGCUGCAACGAGAAGACUGUCGGCCUCUUUGGUUCAAGUACGUGGGAACUGGUUGA